This is a messenger RNA of Gadus macrocephalus (Pacific cod), 3109 nucleotides long. It is a transcript of the gene slc37a1, whose product is annotated as solute carrier family 37 member 1. Bases 261 to 1904 code for a protein of 547 amino acids. Gene Ontology annotation, cellular component: endoplasmic reticulum membrane. Gene Ontology annotation, molecular function: glucose 6-phosphate:phosphate antiporter activity. The transcript has 21 exons. Gene Ontology annotation, biological process: phosphate ion transmembrane transport; glucose-6-phosphate transport. The record is from RefSeq and is a predicted model, not a curated record. Lineage: Eukaryota; Metazoa; Chordata; Actinopteri; Gadiformes; Gadidae.
GACGUCAGCUCCGAGCCGACGUCACACCAGUGCUGCCAGUCUGUCCGCUGGUGUGGUGACAGUGGAGCGCUGCGAGAACAAGGAAGUGGACCGAAUAUGGGCUGAUUUCAGGAGAGAUUCGGCCACGAUUCAGUCGAUCGGACGACUCGUUUAUACAAGUAUCGGGCCCCGCCUCCAGAGAUGAGCCACUGCAGUGGGACACUGCUUCGUCAUUCUACACUGGCUGGUCACAUCUGACCUCUGACCCUCACUCCCUCACAAUGGCAGCCGUUCCACCAGGAGUCCGCUUCCUGGUCACCUUCAACAAGGACCAAUGGUACAGAGCCUUCACCUUCAUCCUCACCUUCCUGCUCUACACCAGCUUCCACCUCUCCAGGAAGCCAAUCAGCAUCGUCAAGAGCGAGCUCCACAAGAACUGCUCGAUGGCGAGCGAGUUAGCCACAGCUAGUGGUGGCGGCGCUAGCCAGCUGCCCGCACUCAUCUCUCUGCACACGGACAUGGACUGCAGCUGGAAGCCCUUCGAUAAAAAUAACUAUAAACAGCUCCUGGGAGCCAUGGACUACUCCUUUUUGUUCGCCUACGCCAUCGGCAUGUACCUCAGCGGCAUCAUCGGGGAGCGCCUGCCCAUCCGGCUGUACCUGACGGUGGGCAUGCUGUGCAGCGGGCUGUUCACCUGCCUGUUCGGUCUGGGCUACAUCUACAACAUCCACAGCCUGGCCUUUUACGUCUCUGUCCAGGUGGCUAACGGCUUGGUGCAGACCACUGGCUGGCCCAGUGUGGUCACGUGCAUCAGCAACUGGUUCGGCAAGGGAAGGCGUGGGCUCGUCAUGGGCGUGUGGAACUCCCACACCUCAGUGGGGAACAUCCUGGGGUCCCUGAUCGCCGGCUCCUACGUGUCCUCCAACUGGGGCAUGUCCUUCAUCGUGCCCGGCAUCAUCAUCGCCGCAAUGGGCGUGGUCUGCUUCCUCUUCCUCAUCGAGCAUCCUAACGACUUGAAGACUAUGCAUGCCCAGAGCUCCUCGCCCGUCGGCAGGCAGACGGCAUGCACUGGAUGGAGCGGUGUGAAUGGACACAAGGAUAUGUAUCUUCAGUUCACACAGGGCAGUACAAAGACGUACGACCAUUACGAGAAUAGCGUUCUGUACAGGAAGGGCGGCGACGAGGAGCCCCUGCUGGACAGAGAGACCGCUGCCAGUGGGCGUGUCCCUCUGCAGCAAGUCGUCGUGGUGAAGAGUGAAUCAGAGCCCUCCGCCAUCAGCUUCAUGGGAGCCCUGCGCAUACCGGGAGUGAUCGAGUUCUCACUUAGUCUGCUGUUCGCUAAGCUGGUCAGCUACACCUUUCUCUUUUGGCUGCCCCUCUACAUCACCAAAGCAGCUCACCUGGAUGCUAAAAAGGCCGGGGAUCUCUCCACCCUGUUCGAUGUGGGAGGAAUCGUAGGUGGUAUCUUGGCAGGAGUAAUCUCUGACAAGUUGGGGAAGAGAGCCACCACCUGUGCAGUAAUGCUUCUAUUGGCUGCUCCGACACUCUACGGCUUCUCCAUGAUCAGCCAGUUUGGUCUGGGACCCACCGUGGCCAUGUUGUUGGUGUGCGGCGGGCUGGUGAACGGCCCAUAUGCCCUUAUCACCACGGCCGUAUCAGCUGACCUGGGGACCCACAAGAGCCUGAAGGGGAACGCCCGGGCCCUGUCCACCGUCACGGCCAUCAUCGAUGGGACCGGCUCCGUAGGCGCUGCGGUGGGCCCCCUGCUGGCCGGAGUGUUGUCUGCGGGCGGCUGGGAUCAGGUGUUCUACAUGCUGAUGACCGCUGACUUCCUGGCUCUGCUUUUUUUGCUUCGAUUGGUCAAAAAGGAGCUGACUUCGAGCAAGUCUCGCCCGAUUUCUACUGUAGAGUUGAAGGAGCACUGAGCACUUUGGCACACGCAGUGUGAGCAUUGAUACCACUCUGAACCGAUCCCGGUUGGGGACCAUGGACUCGCCUCCAUAUCUAGGGCAUUAUGGGAUGUAUAGCCUACGUGCACACGUGUACACACACAAUUUUGUGGGAUUUUCUCCUUGUGCCUUUUGUGCCUUUUGUAUCUUAGCUUUGUUUUUUACUGUUUCUAUUCAUUUUCCCUUCAUCGCCAUGUUAAUCUUUUUCCUCUUAUAAAGUUGUUUGAGUCUCUCUCUCUCUCUCUCUCUCUCUCUCUCUCUCUCUCUCUCUCUCUCUCUCUCUCUCUCUCUCUCUCUCUCUCUCUCUCUCUCUCUCUCUCUCUCUCUCUCUCUCUCUCUCUCUCUCUCUCUCUCUCUCUCUCUCUCUCUCUCUCUCUCUCUCUCUCUCUCUCUCUGUGUCUCUCUGUGUGUGUGUGUGUGUGUGUGUGUGUGUAUAACCUACUCUGAGUUAUAUGAAUGCAGUUUAAUCGCCAUCGUUGCCUUACUGAACUAAACCAAAGAGCUAAUACAAAUUGCAAUGUCACUUGCAAUGUCAUCCAAUCAGGAACUUGUUUUCAUUUUUGAAAGUGGAGUCUUUGAUGAUUGCUCUCAGCUGUCUAGUGUACGGUUUCUCAAUGAUAUUUGUCACAAUGGGCCAAUGUAUCUUUAUAUAUCAACUCUGGAGAAUGUUGAGCAUGUUCAAUGGAUUGGAUGGUGCAAUGGAUGAGAAGGUAUGCUGUGAUGUUAUAUAAUUAUAAAUAUUUAUAUUUAAAUAUAAAAUGCCUAUUUGCAGCAAAUGUUGAAGCAGAUGAUUAAAAAUAUAUAUCUAUUUAAACAUUUGCUACCAUUUGAAGAUUGAUUUACGGUUCAUACAGACUGACGGAUAGCGACAAAUUCACUUUUUGACUUUGCGAUCUAGAAUCAUUCUAGAUACAAGUUGAGCUCUAGUGGACUCCCAUGGUAUACAACACCAAUUCCAUACCUUCGGCAACAACAGCAAAUGUUUGUGGUUGUGUAUUUAAUAUGUAGACAUACGUGUAUCAGUAGUAGAGACCCUGUACUUGAAAAAUGUGUGCCUUUUUUAAUCGUUUGUCUAUUCCUGUGGGUGUUUUUAUUAACUGUUUUAGUUGUUAAAUUAGUGUUUUGUUAAGAUGUCCAAUUAAAACCGCAGUCUCGGUAAAAUAAAUAACUUUUUCUCUCUC